AGCAGCCGUCUGCGGCUGCCGCGGCCGCCUCCCCUCCGCCCCCCCCCGCGGCGGGCGGCGGGCGGGCGCGGGCCGACCCCCCCCUCGCCGGGCCUCUCCGGCCAGCUUCCCUCCCCGCCUCUGGUGGCCUCGGCCUCGGGGGGGGGGGCGCCCGUCGUGCGGGCCAUGGGCGUCCGCGUGAACCUCGCCUCCAACAGGGACCGAGGGAAACGUGCGAUCGUCAUCGUAGACGCGCCGCUGCAGCUGGAGCAGCUGCAGAAACUGUCGAAGAACAAGCUUCGCCUGAAGGCGACGCGCUUCUUCGCCGAAGGCGGAUCGGAGUUGCAGAGAGGCGACGCGCUGAAGCAGGACCAGCUAGUGCUGUGCUCCGCCGGCGAGGACUACGAGGCCCCUGGCUACGGGCUGACCGCGGAGGCGGCGCUGGUGCUCCCUGGCGCUGGCGGGGGUCUGCCCGGGUCCGCCGAGGAGCCGCCUCCGCCGCCCGCGAUCGUGGGCGUCGGCGGGGAUGGCGCGCCGCUGGGAGGCCUCGGCGAGUUCUGGGGCGCGCGGCCUCGCGAGGGCUGGUACGCCUCGAACCACGGCUUCUGGCAGGAGGUCGGGCGCAGGGGCGACGCGGAGGCCGCCAGCGGCGUCGACGACCCGGACGGGGACGUGCAGGCCUCCAAGGUUUUCAUGAACCAGCUCGUGGCGGACGGGAUCAUACACACCCGAGCUUCGGGGCGAGGCCAGAACUCGGGUGCUGCCAGAGCCCGCCGCGCCCUGGACAUAGGCUCGGGCGCCGGCCGCGUGACGAAGGACUUGCUCCUCAGGUGCGUCGACGAGGUCCACCUCGUGGAAGGUAGCGACGACCUGAUACAGCAGUCGCGCCGCCUCCUGGGCAAGAGGCAGUGCGCCCAGUGUCACUUCUACGUUUUCCAGCUGCAGAACGCGGCGGACGGCGUGCCGUUCCCGACCGACGGCAGGUUCGACAUCCGUCUGGGUGCAGCGGGUGUUGGAGUACCUCACCGACGACGACGUCGUCGCGGUGCUCCGACACUGCCGAGACGCCGUCUCUGGCGGUGGUAUCCCAGGGGGCGGCACGCGGAGGGCUUACAGGAGGUGCGAUUCGGAUCCGAGGGCGAGCCCGGCUGCAUGUUUUUUGCCGAGCUGGCGCCGGACGUGGGUCGGGGCUGCUGCAGCAUCGUGCCGGAUGCCCACCACCAGUGGCUGUUCUGCAGGGCGGGCCUGGACGUUGCGUCCCAGGACUGGGACGGCGAAUUCGUGACGUAUGGCCUCCGGCGUGCGUAAGUGGGGCAGCUCGGGGUCGCGUCGCCGUGGCCCUGUGGCAGUUGGCGCCGGGCUCGCGCACGAGCGCGACGAAUGGAACUCGGACGCCGCAAAACACUCCGGG
Molecule: messenger RNA, 1390 nt
Organism: Prorocentrum cordatum
Lineage: Eukaryota; Dinophyceae; Prorocentrales; Prorocentraceae
Source: the annotation of a GenBank genome assembly